Messenger RNA from Penicillium hordei, 666 nucleotides. RefSeq lists its product as uncharacterized. The transcript is spliced from 2 exons. Lineage: Eukaryota; Fungi; Ascomycota; Eurotiomycetes; Eurotiales; Aspergillaceae. The record is from RefSeq and is a predicted model, not a curated record. Bases 1 to 666 code for a protein of 221 amino acids.
AUGGAUUUUAUCCGAGUCAUUGCUUUGUUCUCUUUCUUCUUCACUGCUGUCGUAGCAUUUCCCCAGCAGACUGCCGCGGGUACAACAACCGCGAUUCCGGCGACAAUCACCAAGGCUGCGUCGCUCAGCUGCUCGGACGGCCAGACCGCUGUCUACACGACAGAUUGUACGAUGGGAACGCCUACAUCGUACUGCGCUAGACCGGAGCCCCCCAUCCAGUGCUCGGAGGGGUACUUCCCCUCGGUUUGGCACCCAGGUCAUUGCAUGGAGCAGUCGACCUGUUUUCCCGUCGAUGCGUCCUGGAUAACGACCGAGUGUUCGCAUGGGGCAAUUCCUUGGACAACCUCGACCUUGUAUGAAGGUACCUUGGCGGGAGGGCAGUCGACUAUUAUCAGUGCCGUUUCCUGCUCCUGUGCCAGGGAUCAAUGGUACAGUAUGACCAUUCUCCCAGGCGCAUCCACCGUCGACACUUUCUGCAUGCCUUCAAGCUCCUGUCCAGCAGGUAUGACAACCUCAGUCUCGACCAACACUUACUGCGCAACAGCGCCGGCAAGUGUGUGUUCAGAUAUCCCCUUAGAGACCAACUACUGCAAAUGCGAGUCCGCAGCGCAGACACCCGUAUACCCAGACUCUGUUGGGGCGGCUCCAACCGGAUGUAGAUCUUGA